AUGUCGCUUUCUUCCUCCUCCAGUUUAUCGAACCUGUCAGUCAUUGACGAAAAGUUCGAGAUGUCUUGUCCUCCUACAGACCUUCUUGUCCGAGAUUUUGGUUGGCCGUCGGUUUCUCCUCGCUACCGCGGCGACCACACUCAAGAAAGCAACCCUGAUUGGGACCACGACCCGCUCGAGUGCGAAAAAGCCAAGGCAGAAGCCUUUGAGAAGAUGGAGAGAAGCUACGCCCUAUACAUGGCCAAUCUUGGAAAGAGGCCGCCCGUGCAGAAGAAGAAGGCUGUUUGGGCUCGAUUCCUACCCUGGGUGCGUUAA
This is a messenger RNA of Alternaria atra, 315 nucleotides long. RefSeq lists its product as uncharacterized. Bases 1 to 315 code for a protein of 104 amino acids. Lineage: Eukaryota; Fungi; Ascomycota; Dothideomycetes; Pleosporales; Pleosporaceae. The transcript has a single exon. The record is from RefSeq and is a predicted model, not a curated record.